AUGUCCGCCCCGCCUCCGCCAAAUGGCGAUGCCAAUUCAUCCUCCACCGACGACAAGAAGUCAAACCCACUGCUGAAGCGAGUCGACCUCGAUGGACACGACCUUCCUCCCUCACCAGCCCCGUCUAGUCCCCGAAACGGACGUCGCAGAUAUGCCCUGGCCACUGAGCUAGUAUACACUGACAGCAAAGAUCAAUAUGGUGCCUCCAGCAUACCCAUUUACCAGUCAGCUACCUUCAAACAGACCAGCGCAAGCGGCGGACAGGCUGAGUAUGAUUACACUCGAUCUGGAAAUCCUACCCGAACCCAUUUAGAACGCCAUCUUGCCAAGAUUAUGAAUGCCAAUCGUGCCCUAGCCAUCAGCUCUGGCAUGGGUGCACUCGAUGUGAUCACCCGUCUACUGCGGCCAGGCGACGAGGUCAUCACCGGUGAUGAUCUUUACGGUGGUACUCACAGACUGUUGACGUACCUGGCAAGUAACCAGGGAAUCAUUGUUCAUCAUGUCGACACGACCGACGCCGAGACGGUCAAGGCACGCAUUUCGGACAAAACUGCCAUGGUCCUCCUCGAAACGCCUACAAACCCUCUUAUCAAGAUUGUUGAUAUCCCAACAAUUGCCCGGAACGCCCACGAAGCAAAUGAGAAGGCCCUUGUUGUUGUUGAUAACACAAUGCUCUCCCCAAUGCUUUUAAACCCCCUCGACCUCGGUGCUGACAUCGUUUACGAGUCAGGCACCAAGUAUCUCUCAGGUCAUCACGACAUCAUGGCUGGUGUGAUUGCAGUGAAUGAUGUUGAGAUUGGUAACAAACUAUUCUUCACUAUCAACUCAACUGGCUGCGGUCUGUCGCCCAAUGACUCAUUCCUUCUCAUGAGAGGAGUCAAGACUCUUGCCAUUCGUAUGGAGAAGCAACAGACCAAUGCCCAGGCUAUUGCUGAAUUCCUCGAAUCGCACGGAUUCCGAGUUCGAUAUCCUGGACUCAAAAGUCAUCCUCAGUAUGACCUACACUGGUCAAUGGCCCGUGGCGCUGGCGCUGUCCUGUCCUUCGAAACCGGUGACCCAACAGUAUCCCAACGAAUUGUCGAAGCGGCAAGAUUGUGGGCCAUCAGCGUCAGUUUUGGUUGUGUCAACAGUCUCAUUAGCAUGCCUUGCCAGAUGAGCCAUGCUAGCAUUGAUGCCAAGACAAGAAGAGAAAGACAGAUGCCGGAGGAUAUCAUUCGUCUAUGCGUCGGUAUCGAAGAUCCUGCUGACUUGAUUGACGAUUUGUCCCGCGCUCUGGUUCAAGCUGGUGCCGUAAAAGUGACUUUGGACGGUUUUCAUGCGACAGGUGCUGCUGAAGAGCUUGGACGAACUCCACGCCCAGCCAACUGA
Clonostachys rhizophaga is the source of this 1368-nucleotide messenger RNA. The record is from the annotation of a GenBank genome assembly. NCBI's taxonomy places the organism in Eukaryota, Fungi, Ascomycota, Sordariomycetes, Hypocreales, Bionectriaceae.